Messenger RNA from Aspergillus tanneri, 771 nucleotides. RefSeq names its product ATP-dependent Clp protease proteolytic subunit. The record is from RefSeq and is a predicted model, not a curated record. The transcript has 5 exons. Lineage: Eukaryota; Fungi; Ascomycota; Eurotiomycetes; Eurotiales; Aspergillaceae. Gene Ontology annotation, molecular function: ATPase binding; ATP-dependent peptidase activity; serine-type endopeptidase activity. Gene Ontology annotation, biological process: protein quality control for misfolded or incompletely synthesized proteins. Bases 1 to 771 code for a protein of 256 amino acids. Gene Ontology annotation, cellular component: endopeptidase Clp complex.
AUGAAUCCAGUCCGCUCUUUGCAGCGACUGGGUCAGGUUCUCCCUUGUUCGUCGAUUCUCCCCACGUUGUCACGCAGCUUCACCAGCUCCAUCCCGACGUUAUCGAAGGGGAAUACUCCGCAAGGAUGGACUCCGACGCCCUUUGUGACGGAGACGGUGGGCGGUGGUUGGCACACAUAUGAUAUCUUCUCGAGACUUCUUAAGGAACGAAUCAUCUGUCUCAAUGGCGAAGUCGACGAGACCAUGUCUGCUUCUAUCGUCGCGCAACUGCUAUUCCUCGAAGCCGAUAACCCACAGAAACCUAUUCAUCUCUAUAUCAAUUCCCCUGGGGGGUCCGUAACAGCCGGCCUCGCCAUCUACGACACAAUGACCUACAUCGCCUCACCCGUCAGCACCAUCUGCGUCGGCCAAGCCGCAUCGAUGGGCUCCCUUCUCCUGUGCGGCGGCCACCCCGGGAAACGAUUCUGUUUACCGCAUUCGUCGAUCAUGAUCCAUCAGCCUUCGGGCGGGUAUUUCGGCCAGGCGAGUGAUAUCGCCAUCCAUGCCAAGGAGAUCCUGCGGGUGCGAGAGCAACUGAAUAAGAUCUAUAAGCGCCAUUUGACGGGGAAGAAGGAGUUGUCGAUGGAGGAGAUUGAGAAGCUCAUGGAGCGGGAUUAUUUCAUGGGCGCGCAGGAGGCGUGGGAGAUGGGUAUCGUGGAUGAGGUCCUCGAUCGACGGGUGAAGUCGAGGGAUCAAGGAGGUGAAGGAGAGGGGAAGCCUCCGGUGGUUUAG